Molecule: messenger RNA, 2643 nt
Organism: Brassica rapa (field mustard)
Lineage: Eukaryota; Viridiplantae; Streptophyta; Magnoliopsida; Brassicales; Brassicaceae
Product: LOB domain-containing protein 12
Source: RefSeq, a predicted model, not a curated record
ACAUUUAAAUAUAUGAGUAACAUUAAAAAUAUAUAAUAAUUAUGUAAAACAAAUAUCUAUAUAUAUAAAUGUGAAAAUAUAUACCCGCACGGUUGUGCGGGUGAAAAUCUAGUUUAAAGUUAAAAUUAAAUGAACACAUGUGAACAACCUAGCUCGCUCCCUACAAACCCCUGAAAAACUAUUAUAAAUACACGCCUCUUGGACUAUCUCCUUUUAACUCUAAGCUUUCAUUUCUUCCUUCUAUAUUCACAAACUUCAAGAGAACUCGAUCCUUAAGCUGUAACGAUUCGACUUAAUUACUUUGUUAACUAAGACCGGCGUGACCGUGAUAAAAGUAGAGAUGGGCGGUCCUGGAUCAUCACCAUGUGCUUCGUGUAAGCUUCUUCGACGACGCUGUGCAAAAGAUUGCAUAUUUGCACCUUAUUUCCCUCCUGACGAUCCUCACAAAUUUGCCAUUGUUCAUAAGGUCUUCGGCGCAAGCAACGUCAGCAAAAUGUUGCAGGAGCUACCGGUUCAUCAAAGAGCUGACGCGGUGAAUAGUCUGGUUUUCGAAGCAAACGCACGAGUUAGAGAUCCAGUAUAUGGCUGCGUAGGAGCAAUCUCCUACUUGCAAAAUCAAGUCUCACAGCUUCAAAUGCAACUAGCAGUAGCUCAGGCCGAGAUUCUCUGCAUCCAGAUGCAACAGGAGCCAAAUUUACAGUCUCAUCAUCAAAUACUUGAACUAGACCAAGACGAUAAAAUUCUCUUGCUACACAACAACAUCGAUAACUGCAACAACAACAGUAAUAACAACUUGGGUUAUGCUAUGUCUUCCGGGCAGUUCAACUCUAACUUUGCUUCUCCAAGCAGUAUAAUGCAAAUGCAGAUGCAAAUGCAAGACCCUCUGAAGCAAGAAUCUCUUUGGACUUGACUUAAGCUAUUAUUGUAAUAUAAUCUUGUUGUUUGGAUAACUCAUAAGUGAAGUCUCGACAAGUUUGCUUCUUUGCUAUGUUGAAAAAGAGAAGAUGGGAACAAGUUUCGUGUAAGGAAAGAAAUAGUACAAGUCAAAAACUUAAAUGCAUGCAUGUGAUGGUGAUAAGAUGUAGUUAGAAUAGAAGCUUUGGAAUUAGAGAUCUGUUUUUAUUUUUCCCUCUUAAUUUAGUUCACCAUUUCUAUUUUUCAUCCUCACAUCGUUUGAACAGUGAAAAUUAGAUCUAUUCCCAAACCCAGUCUAAUUUUCUUCACGUCUUCAAGAUUUUUUAUGAUUUGUCAUUUUAAGUCUUCAAUAAACCAACUACACUACUUUCCCCCCAAAAAUGACUCAAAACGUUAUAGCGUUCAAAUUACGAAAAUUUAUAUGAUUUAAUAGAGAAGGAUAUAUUUGAUGUUUAUUUAAUAAAAUUAUUGUGUUAAAAAAAAAAUUAAUAAAAUUAUCCUAAAAUACAAGCAAAUAACUUUUUACUAUAUAUAUAGAUACUAAAUGUAGAUUUUCUUUCUACUUGCGACAAAGUGAAGUUGAAAUUGAAAUCAACAUUUUAUUCAAAAUCAAAUCUACAUGAUUCAACCUUUACAAUUUGUUUUGACUUAUAGAUUUAUUCAUUCGACCGACCGAUUUGAUUAAUCAUAAGCAACACGUCAGAACGUAAAGUCGCCUGUGCUGUUGCUUUUGUACUUAAUCAUUUUUUAAGCAUAUGAAUUAUAAUUCAUAAAUUCGAUUAGAAAAGAGGAGGUGGUGGGUUGAAUUUGAUUAUGUUAUCUCCAUUGCUAGUGUUCAUGUGAUCAGUAGAUGAAGAUUUAUAAUAUUGCCUGUCAACACGAAAAAGAGAAUCUUAUGACUCAAAAAGAUUGAUCAGUUCCUUCAGAAAUUAUUAUUUAUAUAAUUGUUUUUUUUGGUGAAAUAUUUAUAUAAUUGUUCUAAUGCUCUUAACUUGUUUUUUAUGAUACCAAGCCAAAUAACCACAGGGUGGUGUGCUAGUGGUCUUGAGGUAGUUAACACAUCAAUAUGGAUCCGGGUUCGAAUACCCCUGUGACCACGGAAUGCUUUACGCCCUCCCUAAGUUUAAAGUUAUCGCGGCGUUGGUGUCGGGUCCUUGGAUAAUGGGUAUUAGUGCCGGCUGGUUCCGGACCAGGGAGAUUAGAUGGUUGGCAAUCGGAAACAACGUGCAGAUUACGGGCCUUUGGGCAAAACGGAAACCACGUGCGGAUAACGGGUUCACCUUUGAACCUCCUGUAAACAAAAAAAAAAAAAAAAAAAGAAGAUACCAAGCCAGAUAACUUAAAAAGUUUAACAAAAAAAAAAAGCCAGAUAACUUAGAAGUUUUUUUUUUAACGAUGAUUUAUUAUGAUCUUACAAUUAUGAUAUAGGAAAUAUUACAUAGACGAUUCGACAAUCGACAAUACUACCUGCCUUAUGAAGACCUACGCCUAACUGCAUCACCUGAGCCGUCCUAUGAAGAUCCACGCCUGGCCAGAUUUACUUGCACCAUGUUGAAGAUCCAUUGCAAGUCUUUCCUCUAUAGUCUGCAUAAUUGUUUAAUAAACCGCUUUCUCCGGGACUUGAAACCUGGAUUUCCUGUAAUCUGCAAUAAAUUGCAUAGUCUGAGAUUUGAACCCCAGACCUGGAUGUAGAAGCCUUUAAACCUUAACCAAUAGGCUACGGUGCUU